GAUGAUCAGUGUAGCCCCAGCAGUGCCACCUGUCAGAGUCCAUCAAUUCCAGCUGUCAGUGCUCAACAAUGCCACCUGCCAGUGCCCAUCAGUGCCACAUCAAUGCCACAUAUCAGUGCCUACCAGCGGACAUCAAUUCCACAUAUCAGUGCCCAUCUGAGCUGUCUUUCAGUGCCACCUAUCAAUGCCAGUCAGUGCCACCUAUCAGUGCUGCCAAUCAGUGCCACCUAUCAGUGCCCGUCAGUGCCGCCUAACAGUGCCAUCAGUGCCACCUAUCAGUACCCAUCAGUGCUGCCUAUCAGUGCCGCCUAACAGUGCCAGUCAGUGCCGCCUAUCAGUGCCAGUCAGUGCCGCCUAUCAGUGCCGCCUAUCAGUGCAAUAUAUGAGUGCUGCCUUUCAGUGCCCAUCAGUGAUGCCUGUCAAUGCCCAUCAGUGCCACCUACCAGUGCCUCCUCAUCAGUG
Messenger RNA from Staurois parvus, 462 nucleotides. The record is from the annotation of a GenBank genome assembly. Lineage: Eukaryota; Metazoa; Chordata; Amphibia; Anura; Ranidae.